GAAUUAAUACAUAGAAUUAAUAAAUUCGAUACCAAAGACCUAGUGGUUAGACCGAUGGAUCAGUGUGAUCUAUUCAGUUCCGCCCAUCAAUAGAAAUAUGUAUAUUUUUUGAGUAUUGGCAUCACUGCUCUUUCCUUCAAGGUAUAUAUAAUUUAUCCCUUUUUUUUAAUAGUUUAAUUCCGAAUCGCCGCUUCUCCAAAAUUCAAAAACUCAUCUCCCUUACUUUCUCUCCGCCAGAAGGAAAACCACUUUUUUCCUCUCAGUCCCAUUCAAUUUCUCUCUUUUGAAUCAAUCAAAACCUUACCAAUUCUAUUUUAACUUCAUUAAUCGAUCUAUACAAUGAGUGGACCCGAGGAGAAUUUGGUUCUUGAAGACAAAAUGCUAAGUCUCCUUGAUGUCUGCUUCGAGGACGAUUGCCUCUACAAUUCUCCUUCUCGCGAUCAUCAAUUUCCCCAUUUUCCAGAAAAGAAAAUUCCUUUUGCAUUAUCUGGCAUCGUGGCAUGUUCAGAUAAACAGACAGAGCACGAAACUGUUCAAAUGGUGGGUUUGGACGAACCGGAAAACUCUCUUGAAGGAGGUGAACAAGCCACUCAACCAUUUGAAUUAGCAGAACAAGAAAAGACAAGAAAAAAUGAAAAGUACAACUUGCGCAAAAGUUUAGCCUGGGACAGUGCUUUCUUCACAAGUGCAGGUGUUUUGGAACCAGAGGAGUUAUCUACUAUUAUAGGAGGAACUGAGAAAGGAGGAAAAAAUCAUAUAUUGCUGGGAAUUGAGGAGGAUAUACACAGAUCUACUGAUUCAAUAUCUACAUUUGCAACUGAUAAUUCAACAUUAGGAACUCUCGAGGAUGACUUAUUUGGAGAUAUAAGAGCUUCAAUCCAGAAAUCUAGUAAAGGAUCCAAUGCAGCAGUUUCACAUGGUAAAGCGGGGUCUGGAGUAAAUGAAGGCCAACUUAUCAAAUCUUCGGAGAAAGUGGACAUUGUUGUUCAAAAAAAGUUAAAGACUAAAGCAGCUCCCAGGAAGCUAACCGUUGCCAUUAAAGGAUCAGGAAAACUGGCAAACCAGGUCUCUCCUACUCCACAAGCUUCAAAGUGUGGUUUGAUGAAUGAAGAGUCGACUUCUUCUGUUCGUAAGCCACCCAAUAGAGCUGGCAGAGUUAGUCCCAUCUUAACAACAGCAACCAAAAGAGCUUCCUUGGGUGCCAACCAUGUCAAAAUGGAAAAGGACAGUGCAAAAUAUUCAACUGGUCAUUCAGAUAAACCAAAGAAUUUGACUGUUAGAGGAGCUAAACCUCCUUAUAUGGGUGGUUCACGAAAUACCGUCCCCAAGCCCACACUUCCUUUCAAGUCCUCUUUGCAAUCAUCAAUGGCAUCUAAGUCGGAGCUAAGAACUUCAUCUUCCACCAUUGAUAGUUUGGGAAGCUUGUCAUCUGACGGUAGCAGUAGAUGUUCUUUGUAUAGUGAGAAAAGAAAAAUUGAUUCCAAAACUGGCAAUCAUUUUUCCACCGUUUCAACUGUCAAAUCCACAUUGAAAACUGAAUCAAGAAGUAAGAAUCAGUCUAUGAGUCCACGUAUCUCACCUUCUGUGACCAAGGCCAAGUUCUUUGCUAGCAUAUCACCUGCUAGUUCUAUCAGUGAAUGGUCUUUGGAAUCGAUGUCACCAACUUCUACCCUUAAUAAAAGAACUAACAGUUCAAGACCUAGCCUUGACACUCGCUUGUGCUCGGAUGCUUAUGACAAUGGUGAUGCUUCCCAAGUUUUGGACUCUCAAAACCAUUCUAGUGACAAAUGCUCAGUGGGACAUGGUACCCAGGUCAUUGGACUGCCAAGUGAGUGUGGAAAGAGAGUUUCAACAGGAAGUGGUGCAGUUGUUCGUCCAGAUUCAAUCAAACCGUCAGGGCUUCGGAUGCCAUCACCAAAAAUUGGCUUCUUUGAUGGGGUGAGAUCAGAAGUGCGCACUCCCAGUGGAAGGAACCAAUCACAUCCAGCUGUACCCAGGGGCUUGCCCAGAUAUGGGGUGGAAAAUGUUAGCCCCAGUGGUAGGUCAAACGAAGCAAAACUUGGAAAGCUUCAACCAAUUGCAUUGGCAGUUCGGGGCACCAAAGCCAGUGCUCAGCAAAAUGCCUCAGAAAUCAAACCUAGACCUCCUUUACCUCUUCAGGCACCCCCAGGUAAUGCAUCAAAGGUCUGUAGUGCUUCAAGAAAUGGAAAAUACUGUCCUGGCAUGCCUCUGAAAGUUCAAAGUAGAAUAUCUCCUGGAAAUGGUAGGCAAGAUAACUUGAAGGCUGAAAAAAUUGCGCCUAAAGAUUGUGAUACAACAAUAAACAAUCCAGACAUUAGGAAUGAGAGCCUACAUAAGAAUAAAAUGAGCCCACAGAGUGAGAACAAAGGUCCUGUAAAAGAUGCAGACUUUACUCGCAUCAUUGGAGGACUUGGUGUUACAUGCAACUUGAGUUCCGUGUCUGAGGCUGAAAACAUAAUCAUGUCACAGAAGGUGGGCGAAAAUGCUGCAUAUGGUCAAAAGAAAAUUUUGGGCUUACUUUCUAACAUCAAUGAGAAGGGAAAAACAUGUUUUGAAGAUCAAGUUGAUCAUUUGGCUUCACAAGUUGGAGCUAUGGAUAUUCAUAGGGAGAUCCAGCAAAAACCUGUUCUUGACUCUUGUUCUCUUCAUCAAGUUAAUGAAAGCAGAGCAGUUAAAACUAGUGCCCAAGAGGAAUUCGCGAAGUUGUUAAUGCCUUCCUCUGCUCUGACCCCUACUAAAGGGGUAAAGGUAGAGAUAUAUGAGAACUAAAGAUGGCUUAACAGUGUAGAAGCAAGUUUCUUUAAGGUAGCUUUGCCCCUGGACUGAGAAUUGUUAAGAGUAGAAAUUAUUUUAUUGAAGAGUCGAAGGGAAAUGAAUAAUGUGUCUUGGAAGAAUGAGAGGGCUGAAGUUACAUGUUAUAAAGCAGUCUGAUGUAGAUUGUAUGAGAAGAAAAUGAAGGUCAUAGAUUAAAGCUGCACACAAUGUGACUAAAGGAGGAAUGAGUUUCAGUUAUGUGAAUGUACAUUUUGUGAGAAUCUCUCUAAAUUUAUAUGAUAUGUUUGGGAUUUCGAGAUUAAAUUGUUAGCAGCCUUUUAUUUUGUGCACAAUGUUCAUUCUGCCAAUAGCUGUGAACGUAUCAUUAAGAACUGAUCCAAAAAAAUAGGACAAUGUUGCUUCUUAAGA
Molecule: messenger RNA, 3204 nt
Organism: Hevea brasiliensis (rubber tree)
Lineage: Eukaryota; Viridiplantae; Streptophyta; Magnoliopsida; Malpighiales; Euphorbiaceae
Exons: 9
Coding region: 340-2790 (816 amino acids)
Molecular function (GO): microtubule binding
Source: RefSeq, a predicted model, not a curated record